GUGACGACCAUUGUGAUUAGUGUGCUCAGAGCAAGCGGGCAUUUUUAUUUCAUUCAGCGGUAAUUUGUGUAAAAUAUCGUCGGAAGGAACGAAAAUAGUUUUCUGGCUAUAAUUAGUGAAAUCCAGUUGAUACGCAAAUUGAAAGAGUUGGAAUGAGUCCACGUACCCGUAGUCGUAGCAUUUCCCCGCGUCGAAGUUAUAGCAAAUCGCCCGCGCGGCGUAGCAAUGGACGUCGCCGGCAUUCUAGAGAAAAAGUGUAUAACUCUCGAAGCCGUUCAGCCUCACGACACCCUCCUUCACCACCACCGCUACCAGCUGGACGUGCCGGCCGUUACUCGGAUGCCAGUAAAAGUUCUUCAACGUCACUCUCCCCACGUCAUGGCCGCCGCGUUUCCCGUUCGCGUUCACGCAGUCCAUACGACAAGCGACGUGCUAAUCGCGAAAAGCCAGUGCAAAAUCGCUGUAUAGGAGUUUUCGGUUUGAGUGUGUAUACGACACAGCAAAAAAUACGCGAUAUAUUCUCAAGAUUUGGCCCAAUCGAACGAAUACAAGUUGUUAUUGAUGCACAGACCGGCAGAUCUCGAGGAUUUUGUUUUAUUUAUUAUCAGGAUAUAGCCGAUGCUAAGGCAGCUAAAGACGCUUGCUCGGGCAUGGAAAUCGAUGAUCGUCGUAUACGUGUCGAUUACUCUACAACACAACGACCACAUACACCUACACCGGGCGUUUAUAUGGGGCGUUAUACGCGGCGUGAACGUGAUCAUGAUCGUUAUCGUGAUGAUUAUCGCUCCCGCCGUCGAUCGGUUACGCCCCACAACAGCCGCAAUAGCUAUCGAGGAGAUCGCAGACGCCGAUACGAUCGCAGCCGAAGUCGUUCCUAUUCACCGCGGCGUACGCGCUAUUAAAAAUAUGUUCAACAAUAAAAGAAACUUUAUAAUACGAUAUAUACACGGAAGCCCACACCUUGGUAAUGUAGUAACUGUGUCGCCAAGAUAUCGUUACCUAUUUUUUCAAAUGGACUUUUUGCUAAAAUCAGGCAAAACAAAAAUUUAGAAAUAUCAAGUUAGCUGCAGAACACAACUAAAACAAAAUAUAACAACAUACUUUUGAAUUAUAUUUUAUUUAUAUUAUUGGAGUUGUGAGAGAACUGCGCUAGUGUUUUAUCCAGCAUCGAAUAAUCCCAUGUCAUCAUCAUAAUUUCAUCGAACCGAUUAAAAUUUUUUCGCAAAUCAUACUACAAACUGAAUGUGUCUUACUCGUCAAAUGCUUAUAAAAUGGAUGUUUCAAUUCGUCACAACCAAGCACAAUACUUGAUUAUUUCGCCCGAAAUUGGACUUCAUUUCAUUUUUCAACAAUGUUUAUACUCGUAUUGAAAAUCUGAUAUUCUUUCUUAUCAUAUUCUAUUAUCUUUUGCUUACCAUUGUUACUAGCAAUUAACACAUUUUAUUUGUUGAUUUCCAAACACUUUCGUCUCACUUUGUGUUUAAUAGUACAUAUACAUAUAUAGUUGCAUUGCAGUUUAUAAAUUUAACUGAAAAAAACAAGAUCAACUAAAUCUUGUGAUGCAAUAGCACUAGCUUUGUCUAAUGUAUUAUAUUACUAUUUAAAUGUAUGCGUGCCCAGCAGAGGAUUUCAAAUAACAGUGGUGGGUACGUUUCGCGCCUAUUUUUAUAUAUUAUAAAAAAAUGCGAGACUUCAGCGUUUGUUUUCUUGUAUGUACUUUUAAUUAGUUUUAAUGUUUACUAAUACAAAUUGAAUAAAAGAAGUAAAAACGCA
Messenger RNA from Anastrepha obliqua, 1773 nucleotides. RefSeq names its product transformer-2 sex-determining protein. The record is from RefSeq and is a predicted model, not a curated record. Gene Ontology annotation, biological process: positive regulation of mRNA splicing, via spliceosome. Gene Ontology annotation, molecular function: RNA binding. The transcript has 8 exons. Gene Ontology annotation, cellular component: spliceosomal complex. NCBI's taxonomy places the organism in Eukaryota, Metazoa, Arthropoda, Insecta, Diptera, Tephritidae. The coding region runs from base 153 to 902 and encodes 249 amino acids.